AGGCCCGAGCCGCGCGCGCCGCGCAGGCUCCCCCCGCCUCGCGCCCCCCGCGAAGCGGGCCCAAGCUCGAGCGCUGGGGGCCCCCGACGAGGGCGAGCCGCACCCACGAGAGAGAGCCAGAUGCGGGCGAUGGCGAGGGUCUCGCCGGCAGAGCCCGACCGCCGGGGCCUGCGGGUGCCGGGCGCGAGGGACCAUGAUCCCACGAGCUCGAGAGGGACUGUAGACAGCUGGAGGAGCAGCGGGACCCGCGGAUCCCACAAGCGCGCCCGGACGAUGCUGCUCUCGAGGGUGGACCUCGGGAAGGUGGAGAAACAUAACCUGUCAUGGAGGGAGCGCUGGUAUGGGUCCAGCGUCGCGGCGUCGUGCCGCAAGGGCAUCCGCAGCAGGGCGUUCUCCUGCGUUGCGAUAGUAUGCCUCUUUUGUGCCCUUUUUCUGUACGACACGUUCGUGCUGCUGCAGGUGCCGUCGAACGUCGAGCUGGACGUCGUCCUCACCCUGGUGCUCCUCGUCUUCCUGUCCGAGUUCCUGGGGUUGGCGCUCACGGAGAGCACGUACCCGGGCGGAUUUUUCUUCUGGAUGUGUUUUCUUCCUCGGCCGUCGGCACCCUCUCCAUGCUCUUCGACAUCUCCUACCUCCUCGGGGCCGACGCCACGAGCCCGGAGCGCGUGAGCGAGGCGAGCGCCAACGAGAACGUCGCGCUCGCGCGGGCGGCGCGCACGGCCAGACUGGGGGCGCGCGCCGGGCGCCUCACACGGGUGCUGAAGGUCUUGCGGUUCUUGCCCUUCCUGUACACGCGGAAGGACGGCAGCGGCAAGGUGAAGGUCGCCCACGCGAUCUCCAGCCGACUGAACACCGUGCUGGCGCAGCGGGUCGCCUUCCUGACCAUUGGCAUCGUGGUGACGAUGCCCGUCCUGAACAUGUUUCAGCACCCCGAGACCGACCGUUCCUUCACCUCUUGGGCCAAGCUGCUGGCCAGGAACGUCGAGGAGGUGCUUGCGAGCUCGGGUGGUGCGGCGGAGGCCGCCGUGCGGGUGCGGAUGGACUCUGAGCUGCAGCGCUUCUCGGACUUCUACAAGGACCUGAACUACGGUCCGUACAAGGUCUGCCACGGGGACGGCUCGGGCUGCCAGCCGGAUGGGCCGGACGUGUUGGCGCUGGCGUUCAGCUCGCCCUUCGAGGAGCCCGUGCGGCGCGCCUCGAUCCAGGAGGUUGUCGUGUCCGACUUCCAUGCGUUCUACGACAUGUCGGUCGUCGCGGCGCUGGAGUCGGCCGCAAACAUGGCGUCCAUCGUGCUCGUGGUCGCAGUCAUGUUGGUCUUCGGCCUGCUGAUGAGCAACAACAUCAGCGUCGUCGUCCUCGUGCCCCUGGAGCGCAUGCUGAGCGUAGUGAGGGGGCACUGCAAGCAGAUCUUCAAGUUCGCUGCGGGCAUCCAGGAGGACGACGGCGAGCCUGUGGACGAGGGCGAGGAGAAGACAGAUGGCAACGAGUUCCAGCUACUGGAGGAUGUGAUCGGCAAGCUCGCUGGUAUCGCCGCCCUCUCGACCAAGAAGAGCCAGCCCCGGAUCACCAAAGACAUGAGAGAGGAGGACAUUAUCCAACUCAAUUGGAUGCAGGGCGGGGCCGCUCCCAAAUUUUCGAGCUUCUCGGGGAGGCGAGGCAGUACUCCCUCCGAGCACGAUUUGGGCCCGAGGACCCUUUCUGGUUCGAUGCCCCGGCAGUCGGACACGGGCAUCGUGGACAACAUUCCCUCCGAGGUGCUGGUGUCCUUGGACACAUCGCAUUGUAACGUGCUGGAGUGGGAUAAAAAGCGGCAGCUUGGGGUCUGCGAGUACAUCUUCACGUGCAAGGGGGGCUGUGCAGAGUGGGUGUGCGUCCACGUUGAGAGCCAGACGCUGCAUAAUUUCAUUGCGGCCGUGGAGCAGGGGUACCCGCCGAACCUCUUCCACAACUUUUCCCACGGCGUCGACGUGCUGUGUUCUGUAGCGAGGUUCCUGCAGCUGAUCGAGGCGGGUGGGUUCCUCGAUGAGGUCUCGCAGUACCUCUUGCUUAUCGCUGCCCUGUCACACGACGUCGGGCACCUUGGCGUGAACAAUCAGUUCUUGAUGGAAACCUCGCACGAGCUCACCCUCAAGUACAAUGAUCGGUCUCCGAUGGAAAUGCUGCACUGCUCAAAGCUCUUUCAUAUCGUAAGGGAUCCUUCGUGCAACAUUUUCCACAAGGUCGACAAGGACCUGUACAAAGACAUGCGGAAAACCAUCAUCGAUGGCAUUCUGCACACCGACAUGAGCCACCACUUCAGCAUGGUCAAUGAUCUUGGGCUUCUCUACCAGUUGAACUCGGACGCUUUCGAUCAGCUGACCCCUGGCACUGUGGUAAAGGAUUCACCUCAGACCGUCCAGACUGUUCUGAAUGCGCUCUUGCACUGUGCGGAUAUCUCAAACCCGAUGAAGCCGUGGGAGCUGUGCCACAGAAUUGCCUACAUGGUCCUUGACGAGUUCUUCGCUCAGGGCGACAAGGAGCGCGAGCUCGGCGUGCCAGUCCAGUUCCUGAACGACCGCGCGAAGGUCAACAGGCCCAACUCUCAGGUCGGUUUCAUCGAAUUCGUGAUCGCCCCGAUGUGCGAGGCUUGCGUCCGCUUGUUUCCUCAGCUGUGUGAUUUGGCUGACAACUUGGGCCACAACAUCAGCAAGUGGAGCGACGUGUGGCAGGCCGAGUCGAGCCCUGAGCAGGCGGAGAUUGACAAGGUCACCGCGCGCGUCCACAAGGUGUUGCUGCGCUUUUCCGACCUUCCGCCGCGACUGUCAAAAUAUGGCAUCGCUGUCCUCCUCGCAUCCCAGAGAGAGCUCCGUGCGCCAUGCCCGCCCCCCGUGCGCCACCGACGAGACCCGAGGGACGGACACAGAGGAGACCGAUCCAGCCACCCCGUCCCCCUUUGCGCAAGGGGAGGAGUUGCCCACCAUUCCUCGUCUCUGGGGACAUCGUUGUCCUUGAUGUGCACGCCGCA
Molecule: messenger RNA, 3004 nt
Organism: Prorocentrum cordatum
Lineage: Eukaryota; Dinophyceae; Prorocentrales; Prorocentraceae
Source: the annotation of a GenBank genome assembly